Molecule: messenger RNA, 2290 nt
Organism: Archocentrus centrarchus (flier cichlid)
Lineage: Eukaryota; Metazoa; Chordata; Actinopteri; Cichliformes; Cichlidae
Gene: trim67
Product: tripartite motif containing 67
Exons: 11
Coding region: 27-2150 (707 amino acids)
Cellular component (GO): cytoplasm
Molecular function (GO): protein binding; zinc ion binding
Source: RefSeq, a predicted model, not a curated record
CCGGUCCGCCGACACAGACGGGAGCGAUGGAAGAAGAGUUGAAAUGCCCGGUUUGCGGGUCUCUCUUCAAGGACCCCAUCCUGCUUCCGUGCUCCCACAAUGUCUGCUUGGGAUGCGCUCGCAACAUCACGGUUCAGACCCCGGAGGGGGAGACCCCGGUGCAGAGCCGAGCCUCGGGCAGCUCUGACUACGACUACCUGGACAUGGACAAGAUGAGUCUGUACAGCGAAACGGACAGCGGAUACGGCUCCUACACACCGUGCCAGCUCAAGUCUCCAAACGGGGUGCGGGUGUUUCCGCCGGCGAUCCCCCACCGACAAUGCACCCUCACCUGUCCGCUGUGCCACCGAAGCGUCUCCCUGGACGAGCGGGGGCUCCGGGGUUUCCCCCGGAACCGGCUGCUGGAGGCCAUCGUGGCGCGGUACCAACAGAACCGCGCCGCUCCCUCCUCAUCUUCCAACGCGGUGAAGUGCCAGCUCUGCGACCGCAAUCCCGUGGACGCGGCGGUGAUGUGCGAGCAGUGCGACGUCUACUACUGCAACUCCUGCCAGCAGCGGUGCCACCCGUCCCGCGGUCCCCUCGCAAAACACCGCCUGGUGCCGCCAAACAAGGCGGCAGGAGGGGCGGCCAGCGGAGGAGGAAGCGGUAGCGGCGGCAGCACUGGGGGAGGUGGAGGCGGCGGUGGUCAGCAGCCUCCCGCUACCGCACGGAAACCCGCGACAUGCGUGGAUCACGAAGCGGAAAACUUCAGCAUGUACUGCUGCAGCUGCAAGGCUCCGGUGUGCAUGAAGUGUCUGGAGGAGGGAAAACACGCCAAGCACGACGUCAAACCACUGGCCGUGAUGUGGAAGCAACACAAAUGUCAGCUUUCCCAGGCCCUGAAUGGCAUCUCUGACAAAGCUAAAGAUGCCAAGGAGUUCCUCGUUCAGCUCAAAAACUCACUUCAGCAGAUACAGGAGAACGGUGUGGAGUUUGAAGCUUGCCUCGUGGCUCAGUGUGACUCUCUGAUCGAGGCGCUGACCAGACAGAAAGCCAAACUGCUCACGAAAGUCACGAAGGAGAAGGAGUACAAACUAAAAGUGGUGCGCGACCAGAUCACCCACUGCACCAUGAAGCUACGGCAGACCACCGGCAUGAUGGAGUACUGUCUAGAAGUCCUCAAAGAGAACGAUCCAAGCGGUUUCCUCCAGAUCUCAGAUGCUCUGAUCAAGCGAGUGACGUCGUCUCAGGACCAGUGGGUAAAAGGGGCCCUGGAGCCGAAGGUUGGCCCUGACUUUGACCUCACCCUCAACACUGACUCGCUGCUACAGACCAUCCUACAGCUGGACUUCUUGGAGCCCAGACCCUCAGUGCCAGCAGCUCCUCUCCUGCAGCUGGAGAAGUGCUGUACCAGGAAUAACAGCGCCACCCUGGCCUGGAGGGUAACUAUGCCUGCUUGCAGCCCCAUUGAGGGCUACAUCCUGGAACUUGAUGACGGCAAUGGAGGACAGUACAGGGAGGUAUAUGUGGGGAAGGAAACUGUGUGUACAGUUGAUGGCCUUCAUUUCAACAGUUCCUACAAUGCGAGGGUGAAAGCUUAUAAUGCCAUUGGAGUGGGUCCGUACAGCAAGACAGUCGUGCUCAAGACCUCUGAUGUGGCUUGGUUCACCUUUGAUCCCAGCUCAGCUCAUCGGGACAUUGUUCUGUCCAAUGACAACCAGACGGUCUCCUGUAACAGCUAUGAUGACCGUGUGGUGCUGGGGACUGCUGCUUUCUCCAAGGGCAUUCACUACUGGGAAGUAAGCAUUGAUCGCUAUGACAACCACCCGGACCCUGCGUUUGGUGUGGCGAGGAUCAACACCAUGAAAGACAUGAUGCUGGGGAAAGAUGACAAAGCCUGGGCCAUGUAUGUGGACAACAACCGCUCCUGGUUCAUGCACAACAACUCCCACACCAACAGGGCAGAGGGAGGCAUUACUAAGGGCUCGACUGUGGGCGUCCUGCUGGAUCUGACCAAACGCACACUAACCUUCUACAUCAACAAGGAACAGCAUGGACCAACUGCCUUUGAAAACCUAGAUGGGGUCUUCGUGCCCGCUGUCAGCCUCAACAGAAACGUGCAGGUGACGUUACUGACAGGCCUGGAAGUUCCAAAGAGUAUCAAACAGUAAGAGCUCCUCCUCACUCUGAGUGUGCCCUGAAUACUAACCAAUGAUGUCAUGUUCAGUACUGUCGGAUGGGACCUGCUCCUCUCUCAUCCUUCUCAAGGUGCACCUUGACCUGGACACACUCCAGCUUCACAACUUUUUAG